This is a messenger RNA of Aspergillus ochraceoroseus IBT 24754, 867 nucleotides long. RefSeq lists its product as uncharacterized. The coding region runs from base 176 to 709 and encodes 177 amino acids. The transcript has 3 exons. Lineage: Eukaryota; Fungi; Ascomycota; Eurotiomycetes; Eurotiales; Aspergillaceae. The record is from RefSeq and is a predicted model, not a curated record.
CGGGCAGUCGGAGGGCGCAGGGUCUUCGAUCAUUGUUGUUAACGAUCAUGGAAAUGGCGAGGUGGAUGCGUAUUAUUUUUACUUUUAUGCGUGAGUUGGUUGGUCUCUUCCUGGAUAUCUCUUUCGUACUCAUGCUCGAAUAACUAGGUAUAACCAGGGAAAUACCGUUUUGGGAAUGGAGUUUGGGGACCAUGCUGGCGAUUGGGAGCAUAACAUGGUUCGAUUCCAGAAUGGAACGCCACAAGCCCUUUGGUACAGCCAGCAUGCCGGUGGACAAGCUUUCACCUACGAGGCAACCGAAAAACAAGGGAACCGACCGAUCGCGUACUCGGCGAACGGGACACAUGCCGUCUACUCGAUCGCUGGUGACCAUGACCACACAAUCCCUCACCUGAAUCUUCCGGCCGGGUUUGUCGUCGAUUACACUGACCAAGGCACGCUUUGGGAUCCUAUCCUCAACGCCUAUGCAUAUAGUUAUGCUCCAGCCACCCAAACGUUCCAGCCCUACGACCCAAGCCACCCAGUCAACUGGCUGUACUUCAACGGCCAGUGGGGGGACGAUGCGCUGCCCGGCGGUCCAGAAUUAUUCGGCGAGGCCAAGUACAGUGCAGGCCCGAACGGUCCGAAAUUCAAGGGGCUUACUCGAACGAAUGUUUGUCCGGAUGGGUAUGAUCCCUGUAUUGUUCUUUCGUUUCGGACUUGGAAAUAGUUAGUAGAUAGUUUGGGAUGAACUUGCCCUGUCACCCUUUUUUUUUGGCUCUAGCUCUGAGGUUGUUACACAGUCCAGGCCAGAUUGGUUUGGUGGGGACUAAGGGGGGGGUAAUUUCCGUGAGAUGGAUGGAUAGAAACACAUACUCCGAAUUUUGG